Punica granatum (pomegranate) is the source of this 699-nucleotide messenger RNA. NCBI's taxonomy places the organism in Eukaryota, Viridiplantae, Streptophyta, Magnoliopsida, Myrtales, Lythraceae. The record is from RefSeq and is a predicted model, not a curated record.
UAAGUCUGUUCCUAUCACUCACAUACACACGCUGUCUCUCCGUCAAUCGGCGUGCAUUCUCAUUCUGCGAUCGAUCUACUCUCGUCUCAUAGAGAAAGAAUGGAAGUCAGGGGACCAAGGGCGGCAAUGCCCACUGAGGAGGGAAGGUACGGAAGACUUUGGGCCCGAACAGGCACCAAGGUCUGCUCCUUCUGGUUAGAGGGACGAUGUACCCGGAACCCGUGCAGGUUCCUGCACGUGGAAUUGCCGCCCCCGCGGAACAACAACAUCGCCUGCCGUCACCCCGUGGUGAAGCCGAAGAGCGGAGGAGGGGCAAGCAACGGCAAGGGUUCGAAAGGAAAAGACGGGUUCAAGCCAGAGGAGCGACUCUGUCAGCACUGGGUUUCUGGCAUCAGUUGCGUGAAAGGCGACAAGUGCGAAUUUCGGCAUUCUUGGUCCCGCGGUGAAGGCUUCAGCUUGCUGGCCAAACUUGAUGGUCAUGACAAGGGGAUUGCUGGGAUCGCGUUUCCAUCAGGAUUGGACAAACUCUAUACCGGCAGCAAUGACGGAAUGGUGAAAAUUUGGGACUGCCACACUGGGCAGUGUUCCGACACGGUCAAUGUGGGCAGUGAAGUUGGCUGUUUAAUCUCUGAGGGUCCGUGGGUGUUCGCUGGCUUGCGGAACGUCAUUAAGGUGAGUGAGUGAGUGAGAUACUACUUG